Molecule: messenger RNA, 939 nt
Organism: Morchella importuna
Lineage: Eukaryota; Fungi; Ascomycota; Pezizomycetes; Pezizales; Morchellaceae
Exons: 3
Coding region: 1-939 (312 amino acids)
Biological process (GO): mitochondrial transport; carnitine transmembrane transport
Cellular component (GO): mitochondrial envelope
Molecular function (GO): O-acyl-L-carnitine transmembrane transporter activity
Source: RefSeq, a predicted model, not a curated record
AUGUCAAAAUCAGUAUCAGUAGACCUGCCAGCGAAGGUCGAGGCCAAGAUCGAGGAGGUUAAGGUAGAAGCCGCAGCAAAGUCCAUGGCUGGACUGCGCUCGCUGGUCGCCGGAGGUGUCGGUGGUGUCUUUGCUGUGAUCAGUGGUCACCCCUUUGACCUGGUCAAGGUACGGCUUCAGACUGCGGAGAAGGGAGUGUACAGAGGUGCUUUCGAUGUAGUCGCCAAGACUGUAGCCAGAGAGGGCAUGUUCAGAGGUCUAUAUGCCGGUGUUUCUGCGCCAUUAAUCGGUGUUACGCCCAUGUUCGCUGUCUCAUUCUGGGGCUACGACGUCGGAAAGAACCUCGUCCGCCGUUUCUCCACCGUCGAGAACAACACUCUCAGCGUUGCCCAGAUCUCGGCCGCCGGAUUCUUCUCCGCCAUCCCCAUGACUGCCAUCACCGCCCCAUUUGAGCGCGUGAAGGUGCUUCUCCAGAUCCAGGGCCAAUCCGGCGGAGAGAAGAAGUACAAGGGCGGCUUCGACGUUGUCCGUCAGUUGUACAAGGAAGGCGGUGUCCGUUCCGUCUUCCGCGGGUCCGCCGCCACACUUGCCCGUGAUGGCCCCGGCUCAGCCGCUUACUUUGCGACUUAUGAGAUCCUGAAGAAGAAGCUUUCAGGCGGACAAGACCCGAGCAUGGGUGCUGUUAUGGUUGCCGGUGGUGGAGCUGGUAUGGCCAUGUGGCUCCUCAUCUUCCCGAUCGAUACGGUGAAGAGUAGGCUGCAGAGUGCAGAGGGCAAGCCGACCAUUGGGAGUGUCGUGAGGGAGAUUAAUGCACGUGGAGGAUACAAGGCGUUCUUCCCCGGUCUUGGACCGGCGUUGGCAAGAAGUGUGCCGGCGAAUGCAUUCACCUUCUUAGGUGUCGAAUUGGCGCACAAAGCUAUGAACAGGAUGUUUGAUUAA